GGCCAAAGGCACAACAUUACCCAAACAGACUGUAAAGGAAAACUGCUUCAGACGGCCUGCGGGAUUGGAUAAAGCUGUGCGCUGCUGUGUUUCCUGUUUUCCUCUGAAAAGUAUUCUGAGCGACAUCCAUCAGCUGCUGGAAGCCUCAACUUGUACUGUUGAACCCGGAGGAGAAGCCUUCCCCCGGCUCCCUGACAGCUUUUUGGACAUAUAUUUUUGUUCUAUCUUACUGUGUGAUGCUUUAGGAGGCUCCUUCCGGCUGUGGCAGUGUAGCAGAGUUGUUGUUGUUCUGCACAAAAAGGGGAGACAUUUUCCAAUGACUUGCAGACUGUCGAAAUCCUGAAAUAUUAGUCCCGGCGAGGAGCAGAUAUCGGUGCUGAGACACAUGCUGCGGGGCUUCUGUUAUUGGUAUGUUUAUUCAUCGUACAUGGAAGAGAAAAUAUAGAAAAAUAAUUUGGUAAUAAGAAAGAAAUAACACCUUACCUUAGACUAAAUUCGACUAAGAAAACCUAAAUCUGUGCGGUUAUUUAUGAAUUAAUCAUAGCUGAUUAAUAAUGAGAGCUGCAGAGAUUCGGAUGACGAUUUCCAUUGGCAGAUGAGACGUAGUGGGGAGAACACGUGUCCAAUUUUCCCUCAUAUUUUUUCCUCCCUGAUCUGGAUUUUUCACUUGUCACGGCAAAAAAAGGAACCCCUAAAAUAGGACUUGUGAGAGGCGUUUCUGCGCCGGCUUUCGCCUCUGAUGGACAUCUUGGCUUGCAGAUCCGAAGAGAACAGUUAUAAUAUCAUCCCCUCUGCGGCAACCAUGCUUUUCCAUGGCCUCCCUGGAGGCGACGUGCACGGUGUGGUGGAAGAAAUGGACCGGAGAGGAAAGAGCGAGUCAGCAGCCAUCAGCUCGGCCAUCGAUAUGGGGGAGUCAGAUACGUCCAUGCCGUGUAUGCCCGGGGAGCGCGUGGCUCUGUGCGCGGGCUGCGGCAGGAAGAUCGCGGACCGGUACUACUUGCUGGCGGUGGACAAACAGUGGCACAUGCGCUGCCUUAAGUGCUGCGAGUGCAAGCUGAACCUGGAAUCAGAGCUCACCUGCUUCAGCAAGGACGGCAGCAUCUACUGCAAGGAGGACUACUACAGAAGAUUUUCGGUGCAGAGGUGCGCUCGGUGCCACCUGGGGAUCUCGGCCUCGGAGAUGGUGAUGCGGGCCCGGGACCUCGUGUACCACCUCAACUGCUUCACGUGCACCACCUGCAGCAAGAUGCUCACCACCGGGGACCACUUUGGCAUGAAGGACAGUCUGGUGUACUGUCGGCUGCACUUUGAGACUCUCAUCCAGGGAGAAUAUCAGACUCAUUUUAACCAUGCGGACGUUGUCCCGCACAAAGGCCUGGGCCCGGCCAACACUCUCGGACUAUCCUACUUCAACGGCGUGGGCUCGGUGCAGAAGGGCCGACCCCGGAAGAGGAAGAGCCCCGGGCCGGGGGCCGAGCUGGCGGCUUAUAACGCAGCGCUCAGUUGUAACGAGAACGACGGCGAGUCCAUGGACCGGGACUCCCAGUACAGCUCCAGCCAGAAGACCAAGCGCAUGAGGACGUCCUUCAAGCACCACCAGCUGAGGACCAUGAAGUCCUACUUCGCCAUCAACCACAACCCAGACGCCAAGGACCUGAAGCAGCUGGCCCAGAAGACCGGCCUCACCAAGAGGGUCCUUCAGGUCUGGUUCCAGAACGCCCGGGCCAAGUUCAGGAGGAACCUGCUGCGGCAGGAGAGCACGGGGGGGGACAAGGCCUCGGACGGCUCCACGCUGCCGGGGGGGACGCCGUCGGGCCCGGCCUCAGAUAUCUCCAACGCCUCCAUGAGCCCCUCCAGCACCCCCACCACCCUCACAGACUUGACCAACCCAACCAUGCCCACCGUCACCUCAGUGCUCAGCUCCGUGCCGGGCGGCAUGGACGUCCACGAGUGCCGGAGCCCGUCACAGACCACGCUGACCAGCCUCUUCUGAUGCCCUCCCCUCCCCCUCUCAACUCUGCUCCUCCCUACUGGAUCUAAAACUAAGAACUGUUGACUCCUUCCAACAUUACAUGGAUUAGAGAAGAGAAGGUAACGGAAACAUGAAAAAAUAAAUAAUUUCGCUCUGAGCCCAUUAGAGACUAUUUGCAUAGUGAGGCGGCCGGGCCUUAUACAGAUGGAGCAGUUGUUGUUAUUUUGAUGUUGUUGUCUUGUCGAGAACUGAGGAGACUUGAUUUGCAUUUUUCAAUGUUUACAGAAAGAGACUGCGGGAAAAAAGAAACUGCUUAAUUUUUAAUUCAUUCAUUUUUUCCAGCACAGUAUUUAUGUUGUUGUUCAAGAGUCACUGUUAGAAAGGAUUGUAAAAUAUUCUUUUUUUGAAAAU
This is a messenger RNA of Notothenia coriiceps (black rockcod), 2383 nucleotides long. RefSeq names its product LIM homeobox 2b (gene lhx2b). The coding region runs from base 740 to 1993 and encodes 417 amino acids. Gene Ontology annotation, molecular function: DNA-binding transcription factor activity, RNA polymerase II-specific; RNA polymerase II transcription regulatory region sequence-specific DNA binding. Gene Ontology annotation, cellular component: nucleus. The record is from RefSeq and is a predicted model, not a curated record. Gene Ontology annotation, biological process: neuron differentiation; regulation of transcription by RNA polymerase II. Lineage: Eukaryota; Metazoa; Chordata; Actinopteri; Perciformes; Nototheniidae. The transcript has 5 exons.